This is a messenger RNA of Oncorhynchus tshawytscha (Chinook salmon), 2753 nucleotides long. Its product is annotated as blood vessel epicardial substance-like. The transcript has 8 exons. Lineage: Eukaryota; Metazoa; Chordata; Actinopteri; Salmoniformes; Salmonidae. Gene Ontology annotation, molecular function: cAMP binding. The record is from RefSeq and is a predicted model, not a curated record. Bases 548 to 1681 code for a protein of 377 amino acids. Gene Ontology annotation, cellular component: sarcolemma.
UUAAGCCUACAACAUUUUCCUCCGGGAGCGUGAAUGUCUGUCGAGCAGCCAACAGGUGAGUGUCAAUCACUUUCUCGCGCUGACCAUGGCGCUGACCUUGGUGCUGAUCUCAUUAAUACCUGCUCUUGUCAACCUCAUCACGCAGCUCAUGUCACCUCUGGAGGGGGAAGGGGCACUGUUCAAUUAGGUUUACCAACAUCUCGAAACACAUAACACGAUUCACUCGACGGGCUUCAUAAUAUUAUUUUCUAGGAGUUGCUGGCUGCUAGGCUAUAUUUUCAGUUAAUGGGACGUUUUACCUCCCCCUGUUGGCGUGCCCGGACUAUGCUGGUGCGCAGCGGCGGGGUAGUGUUGACUGCUGUCCCCUCGCCUUGCCCAUUUUAGUCAAUGCCUGUCAGUUCACUGGAAUGCGCGACUCACAUUGUGCAGUCCCCCAGCUCGCGAGGACAUACAUUUAUAGCUCCUCAUUACGUGUCCAUUGAUUUCUAUUCAUUAUCCUCUCCAGCGACGCCUUUGAUCGAUUGUUGUCAGAUUGGUGAGGAUCAGGAUGUCUUCCUCUCCAGAGAUGACCAGUAGCCUGUUCUACACCACCCUGGCCCCCCUGCGGUCGGCAGUCCCUGGGUCUGUACCCGGGGCUGGAGGUGGAGGUCUGGUGAUGCCCACCAUGGAGCCCAACAUAACCUCCUGUGAGGAGUGGGAGGAGGCCCAUCACCUGCUCUUCCACCUGGGGAACCUGUCUCUCCUCCUGGGCCUGGUCAUCCCCACCACCCUGACCCUGCACAUGAUCCUGCUGCGCCUCAUGCUGAUGACAGGAAGCUGUCUGUUCAUCACCUGGGCAACACUGUACCGGUGUAACCUGGAUGUCAUGGUGUGGAACGUGGUCUUCCUGCUGGUCAACUUCAUGCACUUCUUCUACCUGGUCUACAAACGCAGACCUAUUAAGAUUGACAGGGAGCUGAAGUCAGUGUACAAGCGGAUGUUUGAGCCCCUUCACGUGCGCGAGGCCCUGUUCCAGAGACUGACGGGCCAAUUCUGCACCAUCCAGAGCCUGAAGAAGGGACAGGUGUAUGCUGCCGAGGACAAGACCUCCGUGGAUGAGCGCCUCAGUAUCCUCCUUAAAGGAAAAAUGAAGGUGUCAUAUCGAGGUCAUUUCCUCCAUAACAUCUACACCAACGCCUUCAUUGACUCCCCUGAGUUCAGAUCAACCCAGAUGAACAGAGGAGAAAAAUUCCAGGUGACCAUCAUGGCAGAGGAGAAUUGUAAAUUCCUGUGUUGGUCCAGAGAGAGGCUCACCUACUUCCUGGAGUCUGACUCCUUCCUGAACGAGGUGUUCAGGUACCUCAUUGGCAAAGACAUCACCAACAAGCUGUACUCGCUCAACGACCCCACUCUCAGUGACAAGGCAGCGAAGAAGAUGGAGCGUCAGCCCAGCCUGUGCUCCCAGGUCUCUAUGAUGCAGAUGAGGAACAGCAUGGGCAGCACCAGUGACACCGAUGACAUCCUGAACCAGAUCCACCGUGGAGGCUCCAGUGGCUCUUCACAUCAAAAAUCUCCUGCCUCCAAGACAUCCAAAACGAUGAAGCCCAUUGAAGAAAAAAUAGAAGACGACGUCUUUAUAGAGUCUGAGUCAGACUCUCCUGUUAAGAAACGCCACACCCCCACGACAGCCAUAGAGGUGUAAGGAGAUGUGACAUUAUCCUACAACACCACUGACCACCCACCUAUCCUGUAAUCUGAAACAAGCCCUGGUUAGUUAUGGUAGAAUAACUUAAACAAUAGCUUGAAAAAGGCUUUUACAUGAUCAAAAUAUCUAUCUACAUAUAGCUGGAAAACCGAACUGUAGAUUUUGGCAUCUCACGUUGUCUUGUAGUGUUUGGUAUUAUUGUGAGUUUGUAGCUGUCUCUUUUUAAAUCCUGUUUGAUUGGAUGUUGUACAAUGCCUUUGCUUAGCUCUUAUACUCAGUGAGUGUUCCAAAAGUAUUACGUGUCACAACCACAACAUUUUAGUGUAAGCACAACCUCUGAGGAAGGUUUCUUUUAAACCUUUUACUCAUUGUGUGUCAUAUUGUGUGAUUAAUUCUCUUAUUUAUGCACUGAGCUUCUGCAGUGUUGUGCUUCGAUGAAUGCAGAUUUAACAUGUUAAACCUCCUGGUCAAUGCUAACCAUUUGAGGCUGUUGUGCUGUUUUUUUUCCACAGUGUACAAGUUUGGGAUCACUUUUUUAUGCCAUGAUAGUUACCUUAUAUUAAUUACUCAGAGGGAACACUUGAAAAAGAAAUCAACAGAAAUGAUGGAUAGCUCGUAGACCUCUGCUUUUUAUCCUAUAGCGCCCUCUAGGAGCUAUCAUGAGUACUAACGGUUUAUUUUCUCAGUCUGAACUACUGUCACUGUUUAAACCAGGUCAAUGUUCAAACUCAUUCCAUGGAGGGCAUGUUUUGGUUUUCCUUCCAACUAAGACCCAGACAACCAAGUGAGGGGAGUUCUUUACUAAUUAGUGACCUUAAUUCAUCAAUCAAGUACGAGGAGCCAAACAGAAACUCGGCCCUCUGUGGAACGAGUCGCAUCCCUGAAAGAUCAACCAGACCAAAAGAAGAGGUUAGCAACAGGCUUUAUUAUUUCAGUCAAAUAAACCUUUUGAAUAUCUCAGACAAACCAUGAUUGAUGUAACAAAAAAAUGGCUUUGAAUACAAUGAAUGAAUUGAAUACAAUGAAUGAAUUGAAUAUAAUUCAUUCAUUCAGGCCAACAGGAAAACAA